Molecule: messenger RNA, 3754 nt
Organism: Leptopilina boulardi
Lineage: Eukaryota; Metazoa; Arthropoda; Insecta; Hymenoptera; Figitidae
Exons: 2
Coding region: 176-3517 (1113 amino acids)
Source: RefSeq, a predicted model, not a curated record
UAUUAAUAUUCUGGUUGAAGUAAGAAAUGGCAUUAAAACUGUGGAAAUAAUAGAAUACACACGUGUAUAAAGUGAGGUUUGACAAAACAUCACAAUUUAACAAUCUCUAUACCCGACUGCAUUUACAUGUCUAUGAACACUCAAUAAGAUAAUAUUAAAUUUUACAUUAUCAAAAAUGGAUAACAUGCUUUACACAAAUCCAAUAGAAACAGUGCAAUUCAUAUCAAUAUUUAGUUAUUUCAGCGCACUCAGUGAUUAUUUAUUUUUGGAAAAUCAUCUGGCAGAAGAUGAUCAAAAUAAACAAAUACCAGUUAUCAAUGCACUCUUUGAAUAUUUAGAGGUCAAUCGUGAUAAUCAAACAAUGAAACUCAGAUUGGUUAGGAAACUAUUAGAAGGUAGUGAUCUAUAUGGAGAAAAAAACCAUGAAAAUUUGGAUGAAACUUUUGUAAAUGCAAUGUUUGAAUACAUCAUUACUUCCCUGGUAUUUGACAAGUAUGGAAAUGUUUAUGGUUUCUUAGCAGAAGUAGUUCGCAAAACUAAAAAUUUACAAUUAGAUUCUUUGUACGAGGACAUAAAGGCUAAUCUCAGAAGUGCAAAAUUUGAAAACGAGUAUGGCAAGAGUUCGAUUCUUUCUCGAUUAGCAGCAAACAGAAUAUUUACAGAUAUAAUAUUACCGCUAUUUCCACAGCCUGAAAGAAACCUGAAUCUAUUAUCUCUUGACUACAUUUACGCACAAGCUGGACUAAUUUUCCUUCGAACUGGUAAAUCAAAUACUGCCUUUUAUACUGAUUUACAGAAUAUUAAUAGUACUGUUUUUGAUCAUAAAAAUUUAUUUGAAGGAUAUAUGGUAACAGGACAUAUACUUAGAAAUGCACUUAAUAAUGAGAACAUACGUUUCGUCAGUUAUAAAGCUUUUGCUCUUCCAGCUCUUUUUUAUUAUGUUUCUACACAAUACACUGGUAAUGAAAGUAUAAAAGAUAUUGUGUUCGAUCCUAAUUGUUGGAAAGUAGUUUAUGAUGGACUUUUUUCACAUCUGGAUGAAAAUUUUAACAAAAUAAUGAAAACAUUAAACAAUGAUACUAAGUACCAAAUACAUGUCGCAUUAUCAGAAUUUAAGAGUUAUUCGGCAAUAGCUAAAUCUAUUUUAGAAAGUAAUUGCCCACAUAUCAGUAAAGAUGAAAUAAAAUCAAACAUUCAAGAAUAUUUAACUUUUCCUGAACACUUUUAUUGUGGGACUGAUCACGUAUUAUCAAAUUUAACUGAACAAGUUCAUUACCGAAUAAAUAAUAUUAGUAAAACCUUUAAAAUGCAUGAUUUAAAAAUUGUACAGAAAUCUUUCGGUAAAUCAUUGUUAAGAAUUUUAAAAUAUGCUGAUUUAGUUAUACAAUUACUAGCUCCGGAUGAUAAGGUAAUACUUGGUAGAUUUGGUAUCAAUACAAGAAUACCAUAUGAUUUGUUUGUGUUUUAUUACCCUGAAAAUGGCACAGCAGAUUUUUAUGCAUUAAUGCGUGGAGAUUACACGGCGAAAUUAAUUAAAGAAAGUGAUGAUCCUAUCGGUUUUCAACAAAAAACUGGCCUUAAUGUUCAAAUGUUAUUAAGAAAUCGAUAUCAUAGAAUAAAUUUAAAAUCAGUUGAGCAGACUAUGGAUGUAUUUUGGAAUAACUUUUUGAACUAUAAACAAGAAAGGUUGGAAUCAUAUCUUAAAUUUGUUGGCACAGAUGUAUCACUAGGCGAAUGGUGGAAAGAAUUUGGUUUAUCCUUAGUACCGUUUUAUCCAUGCAUAACGAAACCACUAAAUAAAGAAAACGACGAAGAAGUUUGUGUAACCAACAAAACUAAUUUUUUGCAUCAGUGGAAUGAAGAUAAAGUUAAUAAAUUAUUGGCUUACUACGAUACACGAUCUUUAUUAAAUUCAGCAGGUACAACGUUUAAAACUGUACAAGUCUCUUUAACAGUUAACAAAGAAUAUAAAAUUGCAGAAGAAAAUAAAAUUUUAAACGACGUUAUGAAAAAACUUGUGUUACAUAUGGAAGAACCUGGAUUUGAUCUCACCGUCCUGGUUGAAGAGGAUAUAUUAUUAAUACAAACAAUUGUUAAUACAUUAGGACAUAAAAUUAAUAGUUCCUAUACGUCAGUUAUAAAUAAUCUAAAUAAUAUGAAAAAAUUUAAAACAGAUACGUUUAAAUCAAUUAUUUCUUUUGAAAAAGUACGUAAUCAAUAUUUAUUCGUAAAAACUGAAAAAGUCAGAAGCGAUACUGGUUAUGGUUAUAAAUUUAUUUAUUCAUCUGUUAAUCAAACUGUACAAUUACGAACUGAUUAUCAACUUAAAAAACAAAUAUUAGUUUCGCUGCUGAAAAAGUCAUUACAAAAUGAAAAUAUAUAUACUGAAAUUAAUAUGGAAAGUCUUGAACCUGUUGAACCUAAACAUCUCCUGUAUGAAAUUAAUAACCAGCUUCAAUCAAAUGUGACUAAAGUUUGGUUUAAAGGUUUAUUUGUACAUAAUUAUAAUACUCAGAGAUGUGAUAUUAAUAAAUACCUAGAACAUUCAAUACCUUUAACGGAUUGCCCAAGACAUGCGCGUGCUCAGAAAAAAGAACGGAAUCUGGAUGAAGUUAUAACAUUCAUCUUGAAAAAAAGAGCAAAUCUUAUAAAACAAGAAAUAUUGGAAACAAUGGCAAAGUAUACAUUUCCAGAUGAAGGCAGGAUUGAUUUCCAAUUUGUAAAAAAUUGGACAGAUACAGCAGACUUUAAAGUACCUGAGUGGGGCAAAUUUUAUAUAAUAGAUAAUCCUGUUCUUCUAUCUAAAUUAAGGUACAAAUUUCAUCUUGACAGUAAAAAUUUAUCAAACUUCGAUGGUACGUUGAGAAUUGAUUCAAUUUACAGUUUCAAAGAAAGACAAAAAAUUGAAAAUGGUGUAUCCAUAGAAAGAAUAAUUCAAGAUUUUAACGAUCAGGACGCACGUUAUGUUGCCACAUUUGAAGAUUACUAUGCCAUACAAAACUUUGCGACAAACGGAUAUAAAAGAAUAACAGGUGACACGAGUGAGGCGAAACUAAUGAAAACUGCAUUAUAUAAAUUAGCAAUAAGACAAUCAGACGAUCCAAACGAAGAAUUUGACCUUUCAUUAUUUAAAGUUGAAUCGAAACCUAUAGGUAUUAUUGACAAGACAGCAUGUUCUGGACAGAUUAAUUUAAAGAAAUUCACAUAUUUCUCUACAAGUAGAGAAUCUGCCUUAAAAUUGGCUACACUUCCAGCAUACGGGUUUAUAAAUGUUUUGUAUGAAAUUAAAUUUCUCACUCCUUACAUAAGAGCAAAAAUAAUAGAAUUACAUUCAACUCCAGAAUAUAAAGUAAUUCUUUUACCUGGAAGCGAAUUUGAUAUUGAAAAUUGUGAACAAAGAAACAUUGAAGGAUUAGGUAGUGUUCAUGUUAUUCGUCUCAAUUAUGUGCACCGCAAUAAUGAUAAGUACAAUUGGUAUAAAAAUAUUAUGAAAGAAAUUUCUCUUAUUGAUUCUUAAAAAAAACUAUAAAUUUAUUAUUUGUACCAAACUAAUUUAUAUAUUAAUCGCAAUCUCUUUCUUUAGAAAGGAUCUCUUAUAUUUAAGAGUUCAAAUUCGAUAUAUUUUACACUAUGCAGAAAAUGAAUUUGAUUCUGCUUUUCUACAUUUUUAAAUUGAUGUAAAAGUGAAUGUAAUAUACAAUGUUCCAUCAGUAAUGUAAAAAAUGGAUUGUUUUGAAAAAUACAUUUGGUUUUU